Salvelinus sp. IW2-2015 is the source of this 4058-nucleotide messenger RNA. RefSeq names its product nectin-3-like protein. Gene Ontology annotation, cellular component: apical junction complex; adherens junction. Gene Ontology annotation, biological process: heterophilic cell-cell adhesion; homophilic cell-cell adhesion. The record is from RefSeq and is a predicted model, not a curated record. Lineage: Eukaryota; Metazoa; Chordata; Actinopteri; Salmoniformes; Salmonidae.
ACAUUUUUACGACACCAAUAAUCACAAAACAUGGAUGUCUUGAUCACAAGAACACUUUUGAAGGUAAUAUGUUUCUUAAACUCUUUUGAAUAUGCUGAUAAUACGUGGUGCUACGCUAGAUGAGAAAUUAUGGGAAUUAACAGUAAAUCUACUACUGGUGUGCCAACCCUGCCACGUCCGCAAUUGAUUAGUCCACUCAGACAGGCGUGUAUCAGAUGUCUUGUGUGCCAUAUUUUGAAAGGGAAAAAAAAGGAUUUGCCACUGCUCUACUAAAAAAUAUUGAUUGACCAAACAAUCGACAAGUCGACUAAAUGGGGUCAGCCCUCAAACUCUGUCUUUUAACGAAUGGUCCUCUUGUUGAUUUCCUCCUCUCCUCCCUCCUUAUGGCAUUCUAAUGUCAUUGUCACCCUCUCUGUGCUCAGGUCUCAGGCUUCCAGGUUAGGAGGUUGGAGGGACACUCAGGAAAAUACUUCUGUUGGGUUGGCUGAGAGAUUGGGCUGGGGUUGUUGGCUCGACAACAACAGGCAGAAUGUUUUGAGUCCGUUGCCAAGCAAUGCAGCGGGUUUUGAUUUACGAUGACGUCUUCCCACUGGCAGCUUGUUGCAAUUAGUGAUGUGGUUGUGUGGUGUGGGGGGCAGUCAGGUGUUGGUGCCCCAGAAGGUGAGUGCUGUAUUGGGGAAGAACGUGACGUUGGGCUGUAGCGUGGAGGUGGAGGCCAACCUGAGUCUUACCCAGAGUUCCUGGGAGCGCCGGCUGCCCACAGGCUCGGUGACGGUGGCGGUGUACAACCCCGUGUUCGGUAUCUCCAUCCCCCCGGACUACGUUCGCCGCCUGUCCUUCCGCUCACCCUCCUCCCAUGACGCCACCAUCGUACUGGAGGACGUGGGCUUCGCCGACAUUGGAGUGUACACCUGCAAGGUGGCCACCUUCCCCCUGGGCAACACACAGGCCUCCACCACUGUCAGCGUGCUCGUGGAGCCCAAGGUGUAUGUGUCGGCUGGCUCGGUGGCUCUGAUCGACGAGGGCAAUGAAACCGUGGUGGCCACCUGCAUCGCUGAGCGGGCCCGGCCCCCCGCCGAAGUCUCCUGGGAGACGGACCUGUUUGGCCAUUCAGAGGUGACGCUGCAGGACGAGGCCAACGGCACCACCAGCACCCAGGUGCACUACCUGUGGCAGCCCACCCGCCACGUCCAGGGUCACGCCCUCACCUGUGUGGUGCGCCAUCCUGCCCUGCACACAGACUUUAGGAUCCCCUACCAGCUCAACGUGGAGUAUGCCCCAGACAUUGUGGUGGUAGGUUAUGAUGGUGACUGGCACGUGGGCCGCGAGAGCGUCCAGCUGACCUGCAAAGCCAAGGCAAACCCACCAGCCCACCACUUCAGAUGGAUCAGACUGGACGGGGACAUGCCAGAGGGGGUGGAGACACUGAACAGCACAUUGCUGUUUCUGAGGCCCCUCCAAAGGAAUGACUCUGGAGUCUACAGGUGUGAGGUUGCCAAUGCCAUCAACCUACGCAGCAGGGACCUGCGGAUACGCAUACAAGAUCCUCCCACCACCUCCAUGCCCUCCACCACCCCUGCGCCUGUCCUAACUGGCUCUGCCUCCUCCUCCACCUCUGUGGGAGACAAGCAACGGGUCCUCUUCACCUCCCCCACCCUGGCAGCCCUGCCCCCUGCCAACCAACUGGGCACCAUUGUGGGUGGAGCUGUGGGCGGCGCCUUGUUCCUCCUGCUGCUGCUAGUGCUGGGCGGGGUCUGUUACCUCCGACAACGACAGACCUUCCACGGGGACUACUACACUAAGCAGUACCUAGGGCCUUCAGACAUGCAGAAGGCUCCUCCACAGCACGAGCUCCACCCCUCCAAGCCUGCCAAUAAUGUUUUUGUAGACAAGGACCGCGAGGAGUGGGGCGACCGCGAACGCAACCACGAGCGGGACCGCGAGCGCCUCCACCUGCAUCCAACAUCAACAACCAUCAUGAACAGCCACAACCACAGAGAGCCAGAGCGCCAGCCUAAUGGCCGCACGAGGGCGAUGAGAAAUGGAGAACACCAUGACCACGACCACCUGCGUAGCUACCCCAGCCCCCACCAGACUAGCCAUGCCAGAUACGCUGCCCCACCACACCCGCUGAGCAACGGCUCCCCCUACUUGUCGGAUGACUGCUAUGACAGUGGGGCCGAGGGGGACUAUGUCUCUCAUAUGGACGGCUCAGUGAUCUCACGCAGGGAGUGGUACGUCUGACCCCACCACCACCACCAGGCACGCUACCCUACCAACAGACUCUGCCACCAGAGAGAAGAGACAACGCUGCAGAAAUCACAGGAGGAUUUCAUACAUUAUUCAACAAAAGAGAAUACUCACACGUUCUGCCUCUCUCUCAAGAUGUCAUACAUUUUGGCAUCAUCUCCUUAGUUCCCUCUCUUUUUCAACAUGGUUUGUCAUUUCUCAGUUAUUUUCCCUUGAUUUUGAUCGUCAUCAUGGAAGGUGUGGAUUGCCUAGCCACACUGUGGACAUGCCUUCAUUCUGCACUAGAGGGCAAAUCUGUGUUUACUAGCUAAUGUGGGGUGGGGGUGGGGGGCCCAAAGAAAGAUUAAGUAGGAAGGGAAGAGAGAAAUCAAAAAGUGGAGAGUAUUUCUGGCACAUACAAUAUUAUUUGGUACAGUACAAGGAUAGCAUGGUUACAAAUCACACAACAUUAUACUCAUUAUGUGRUGUCCCACACGUGUGUGUGAGUGUAUUAUGAGUACCAGUGCCAACUUUGUCAGUAGAUGCUGUCAUUGCAGCAGGAUGUCAUAGGCUAGAACUAAGUCUGCAAUGUUAUGUAUCAGUGUGGUGGUCUGUCUCACUGUCUCAGAUAGCAGUACCGUAAUGAUAACUAAUGAGUUAGAACUGGGUUUUAGUUAACCUUUAUCACCUUUUCAUAUAGCGAUUUUCAGCCCUAUAUAGAAUAUAAAAAAAUAUGAAACAAUGACAGAUGAGGGGUGGCUGUAUAAUGCAUUCUCUAAUGCCUGUAGUAAUAGAGUACGAUUAGUAGACUGCAGGGUCCCGUGUGGCUCAGUUGGUAGAGCAUGGUGCUUACAACGCCAGUGUUGUGGGUUCUAUUCCCACUGGGGACCAGUACGAAAAUAUAUGUACUCUGUAUAAGAGCGUCUGCUAAAUUACAAACAUUUUAAAUGUAGACCGUCUAGAAAACAGUGAAUGGGGCAUAAUAAUUUUUGCUUCAGUUUUGUUAUUUCAUCUGUAAUACUGUGAAGUAAAUAGAGAUUAUUCAUGGUUCUCUAUCAUCUAGUGAAAUUUCCUCUGUUACGCACUGCUCUGGGUUCAGUUAUGUGACCAGUGCCUUAUCCCAGAAGAGCAGUAAAGUGAGUAGUAAAGUAACUUAAAAAACUAUGAUAGUGUUAUUUUUGCAGACAGAAGUGCAAGGUCUGUUUGGUCCUCUGUUGAGAGAGAUUUGUUUGUUGCCUUUCUUUUCUACUUUUUUCCCACUGUGUUUUGAUUGAGGGAUUCUUUUUGUGCCAUAUCCUCUUUUCUCUCUCUAAGCCAUGAAGUUUGACGAUGGCAUUAUUUUUGCUCACACAAUGAAUGACAUUUGCAACGUCUUCAAGUUGCAAAACACCUGAACAAAGCUGAUCUAAGCUAAAAGGGUGAUUUAAUUUAAUUAUUGCACAGUUCCUGUAUGUCCGUUUUCUGUUAGGGCAGCAGAGUUAAGUGUGCAUGGUAUAUAAGAAAAUGAUGGUGGGGAUUUCCAGAUUCCAGAAUGUUUUGUUUAGUUUUUGUACAAAGUGAGAGAAUGGAGAGUGAAGCGCACUAGUGCACCUCACCAGGGUUGAUCUCCAACCGUAUUUCACAUUCUCCUUGCAAGCACCUUCAUGUUAUUCAUGUUUGUUUUGUAUACAAGGGAAGAGCUAAUGUAAGAAAAAAUAAAGAAAAAUGAAUGCAAGAAAAAAUAAUUGAAAAUAAUCACAUGCUGUAUCAUCUACAACCACAAGCAUUAUUUUGUAAAUCUUUUUUGAGAUACUUUUGUUUUCAAUAAAGCACCUUUUUUCUGUGUCGCA